This is a messenger RNA of Cucurbita pepo subsp. pepo (vegetable marrow), 2508 nucleotides long. The record is from RefSeq and is a predicted model, not a curated record. Lineage: Eukaryota; Viridiplantae; Streptophyta; Magnoliopsida; Cucurbitales; Cucurbitaceae.
GCGGGCCGCAUAGAGCAAGGGCCGCAAGCUCUCCCGCUUUCAUGAUUCCGCCAUAUUCCCCGCCUUAAUGUUACAGUUUUGUAUUCGAAGCAUUGGAUUUCACUUCGCUCAAAUCGCUCGAUUUCAAUUCAGAAACUACGUUCGAAGUACAGAGAAAAAUUCUGCCGUUCACAUCAACCUCCUCACCCUGUGCUUCAACGCUCAAUCGCUUCGUCAAACCAAAGAAGUCCACGCCAUUUGCCUUCUCAAUGGCUUGCUUCCUCAUAGUGUAUCACUCUGUGCUUCCCUUAUUCUUAAUUACGCCAAGUUUCAACACCCAGAAUCGUUCUGUACUCUGUUCCAUCAAACUGUCCAGAAUUGUCGUACUGCGUUCCUGUGGAAUACCUUGAUUCGCGCUCACUCCAUUGCUGGGAAUGGGACGCUUGAUGGGUUGCAGACGUACAACAGGAUGGUUCGACUCGGUGUUCAACUCGAUGACCAUACAUUUCCUUUUGUUCUCAAGAUAUGUUCUGAUUCGCUUGAUAUUUGCAAAGGUAUGGAGGUUCAUGGGGUUGUGUUUAAGUUGGGUUUUGAUUCUGAUGUCUAUGUUGGCAAUACGCUGCUGAUGCUGUAUGGGAAUUGUGGGUUCUUAAAUGAUGCUACGAAGGUGUUCGAUGAAAUGUCUGAGAGAGAUGUCGUCUCGUGGAAUACGGUUAUUGGGCUCCUUUCAGUUAAUGGGGAUUAUAGGGAGGCUCGUAACUAUUACUUUUGGAUGACUUUGAGGUCCGGAAUUCAACCAAAUUUGGUGAGUGUUAUCAGUCUUUUGCCGAUUUCUGCUGGCCUUGAAGACGAGGAGAUGACAAGACGAAUUCAUUGUUACAUUGUGAAAGUUGGUUUGGAUUCUUUGGUAACCUCUUGCAAUGCACUUGUCGAUGCGUAUGGGAAAUGUGGGAGUGUGAAAGCUUCAUGGCAAGUUUUUGAUGAGAUAAUUGAGAAGAAUGAAGUCUCAUGGAAUUCAAUCAUCAAUGGUCUAACUUUUAAGGGUCAUUUCUGGGAUGCCUUGGAUGUUUUUAGGACGAUGAUCGAUGCAGGAACUAAACCGAACUCGGUCACCAUUUCGAGCAUUCUUCCUGUGUUUGUUGAGCUUGAAUGUUUCAAAGCAGGAAAAGAAAUUCAUGGGUUCAGUAUGAGAAUGGGAACAGAAACUGAUCUUUUCACUGCCAAUUCCCUGAUCGAUAUGUAUGCCAAGUCUGGUCAUUCAACUGAGGCAUCUAGCAUAUUCCACAGCAUGGAUAGAAGGAAUAUAGUUUCUUGGAACACUAUGAUCGCUAAUUAUGCGCUAAAUGGGGUCGCGUUGGAAGCAAUAAGAUUUGUAAUACUAUUGCAAGAGAGUGGAGAACGCCCUAAUGCAGUGACCUUUACCAAUGUUCUUCCUGCUUGUGCACGUUUGGGUCACCUUGGUCCUGGCAAAGAAAUACAUGCCAUGGGCGUUCGUUUAGGACUAACAUCUGAUUUGUUUGUAACCAAUGCUCUGACCGACAUGUAUGCGAAAUGUGGUUGCUUUCGUUCUGCUCGAAAUGUGUUCAACACGUCCCAUAAAGAUGAAGUUUCUUAUAACAUAUUAAUUACAGGAUAUUCUGAAACAAACGAUUGCUUGGAGUCUCUGAAUUUGUUCUCAGAAAUGAGGCUGCUUGGUAAAAAGCCUGAUGUCGUUUCCUUUAUGGGGGUCAUAUCAGCUUGUGCAAACCUAGCCGCAGUCAAGCAAGGUAAAGAGAUUCAUGGUGUUGCAUUAAGAAAUCAUCUUAACUCUCAUCUAUUUGUCUCAAACUCCCUAUUGGACUUUUAUACAAAAUGUGGAAGAAUUGAUCUUGCUUGUAAGAUCUUCAAUCAAAUUCUAUUCAAAGAUGUAGCAUCUUGGAAUACUAUGAUUUUAGGAUAUGGAAUGAUAGGAGAGUUGGAAUCUGCAAUUAAUAUGUUUGAAGCAAUGAGGGAUGAUAAAGUGCAAUAUGAUUUAGUUUCAUAUAUUGCAGUUCUGUCAGCUUGUAGUCAUGGAGGACUAGUUGAACGUGGUUGGCAAUACUUCAGCGAGAUGUUGGAUCAACAUCUUGAACCCACCGAAAUGCACUAUACAUGUCUGGUUGAUCUACUCGGCCGUGCUGGUUUCGUAGAAGAGGCAGCAGAGCUGAUUCGGCGACUACCGAUAGCGCCCGAUUCAAAUAUUUGGGGAGCUCUACUUGGUGCUUGUCGAAUUUACGGAAACGUUGAACUAGGGUGUAAGGCAGCAGAGCAUUUAUUUGAGCUAAAGCCUCAGCAUUGUGGAUACUAUAUUCUUCUUUCAAACAUGUAUGCAGAAACAGGAAGAUGGGAUGAGGUAAACAGGAUUAGGGAACUUAUGAAGUCUAGAGGAGCGAAAAAGAGCCCUGGCUGUAGUUGGGUUCAGAUUCAUGGCCAGCUGCACGCUUUUGUGGUUGAUGAUCGAGCAGAGGGAUUUGAAUUCGUUUGAUCUGAUAUGUUAUUACAAUGUCAAAU